This is a messenger RNA of Atta colombica, 1443 nucleotides long. Its product is annotated as neuromodulin. Bases 705 to 1088 code for a protein of 127 amino acids. The record is from RefSeq and is a predicted model, not a curated record. The transcript has 2 exons. Gene Ontology annotation, molecular function: calmodulin binding. Lineage: Eukaryota; Metazoa; Arthropoda; Insecta; Hymenoptera; Formicidae.
CCCUCCCUAGAGAAUCGGAAAGAUCUUGUUUCACCUGUUCUCUAUCGAUCAAUCAUCGUGGAGAACAUCGAUUUUACUAAAGACUGUUUUCAUAAUUAUUUUUUGUUUUCAUAAUUAUUCAUUUCGCAGAUGUCUAUCGAUUGAUAUUGGGAUUUCCCAGAAGAUUCCUGAAAUAAGGGAGACCUGGUUUUCUUUCUGAAGAAAAUUUUUGACUGAGAAGAAAGCCACUCUUUUUUUUUGGUCAUUAAUAUAUUUAUAGUUGAUUGAAGCUAUCCUGAGGUGGUUAUCUGUCCUAUUUCCGCUAGCGAGAUUAUAAAUAAUCAAGGGAUUAUCCUGUCUGCAAGAUUACUCACUUCCGUUUUGGAACAAAUCUUUAAAUAUAUCUUCUAUAAAUCUUCAUUCGGUUUUUCAUUCGGAAACCAUUCCGAUAAAUCGUCAGGGGAAAUAGUCUGUUCUUUCGGGAAUGAUCUUUACAAAUAAUCAAAAAUAACCUGAAUUGUUUUCACUCUUGGAAUCGAUCUUUAUAAAUAAGCCGUGAAGGUACACGAAUCUCUCCGGAAACGAUUUUUGUAAGCAAUCCGGGAAAACGCCGAAAUUUUUGCGGAGUCGGCCUUCGUGAAACACCUUGGAGAACUCGGAAUUUUACGAACGAACUGUAACGACCGAGACACGGAGCUUCGCAUAAUCGGCUUAGAACUCCGUUCAUGUCGCAGACUUCGAAGGAGGACGCCGACGCGAUGAAGGCUAAUACCGCGGCGACGAAGAUCCAAGCCAAUUUCCGUGGAUACCGCGUGCGCAAGCAGUUGAAGGAAUCUACGCAGCGCCGUCGUCAACAACAGCAGAAUCAGCAAGACCAGAAGCGGAACCAGCAGCAACAGCAGGAACAUAUGAAGCCGAAGGAGCAUCUGCUGAAGAGACAGAGCACUCAGGAGGCACUCGAGGAAAAAUCGGCGACGAAGAUCCAGGCGGGCAUUCGCGGUUUCCUGGUGCGAAAGAGACAGCAGGCCGUUCAGGCCGCGGCAACGAGGAUCCAAGCCGGCUUCCGUGGCUUCAGGACGCGGAAACUGCUGAAGCAAAAUGGCCAAUAAGCUGUUCUUCCUGGUGUGAGAGACGACGUGGGACGUUGACGUGUGCAAGAGCAUUUUGCGGAUUCCUUUGUUACUCGGACAAGACCUACAAUUGGAUCGGAGGCGAGAAUGGAAAUGAUAAUUUCCAUUAAGUUGAUACAUUGUACGCUCCGUUUGUUUUUGAACUAUAACUUUGUUAAUCCUGUUGGAAGCUCUUGAUCGAUAAUUAACGAAACAUUGCUUUAUGAUAAUAUUUAUCAUUGUUCUUACUUUCUUAUUUCAAUUUUUUCCAUGAUGAUUUUCAUAUGAGAACGAUGGCAAUAAAUAAUAAUGUCGAAGAAAGAAAUAAUGAUCGAAAACAUCGCACCUUGAAGGA